UUGAGUUUUUGCUCUGUCUAACAGUGAUAGAUGCAUAUAAAAGUCUCUUACUACUAUUUUUGCUGUCAAUCUUUUCUUCAUGUCUAUUUGUUGUUUUGAAUAUUUUGACAAUCCAUAGUUAUGAGAAAAUAUUGCAUAGGAAUAUGAGCUCUGUUCUCUUUCAAGACCAUCCUCUUUCUGAUCUCUAAAUCUACUACUGAUCUCAUCUCAAUAGCCAUUUUGUGAAUGAGUGAUUCGUUUUCCAUUAUCUUCCCAGCACAAAUGAGGAGACUGAAUCCAGAUACCCAGCCCCAUCCAAAUAUCCAGAUGCAGGAAGAUGAGGAAAACCUCAUUCCCUUUGCCAAGUAUUCCAGGGUGGUCAGCCGAACACCACCCCCCAGCUUGCCUUCCCAGAGCCUCAGACUGACACCCAAGCGUUAUGGAGAUUUCUUCUGGGAGAACAUAAGUAAAAGACCCAGCCCCACCUGGAUGGAGGAACAGUACUUCCCACCCCAACUGAAAGUCUCUGCUAGGUCACAGCCUGACUUGUAUCGCCCAGAAGGGCUCCCACCUCCUGAGAUGCUUUGCAGAAGAAAAAGGAGAUCACAUUUGUCAGGGAUGCAACGGGGAACUGGGGGCACCCCAGCCCGGGUGAGGGCUGUCACUUACCACCUGGAGGAUCUAAGAAGGAGACAGAGAAUCAUCAAUGAUAUGAAGGAGGCCCAGUGGGGCAGCUCUGCGGCUGCAGCUGCAUCCGCUCCCCUGAUGCUGGAUGAAGGUGACUGUGGACUCCCCAGUGCCACCCAAUGUCCUGAUCUAGAAGAGGAGAGAGCACCUUAUCCACUGGAACAAGAUCAUCAUCUCACUCCUGGAAGGGCCCAGCUGCUUUGGUCUCCCUGGACUCCCCUCGGCCGUAAGGGGUCUUAUCUUUCCCGCUAUCAGGCUUCCUGCAGCACUGGCACACCCCUUUACAGUCCCUGGGAGCCGGAGCUGCAGUCUGAGGAGUGAGAAGGACCCUCCAAGAGGCUUGUGCUGCCCCGGGAAGCCAUGGCUUGGCCCCAUCACUGGAAUCGCCUCCAUUUAUGGCAUCAGGCGUUUCCCUUUCCUUGGCCUUUCCCAACUUCCGCUCCCAUUUAAAUGGUCCCCGCGGUGUCCCACCUCAACCCAGCCCUCCUGCAGCUACGCCCCACCUCCUGUCGUCACCCACAU
Sorex fumeus (smoky shrew) is the source of this 1188-nucleotide messenger RNA. It is a transcript of the gene INCA1, whose product is annotated as inhibitor of CDK, cyclin A1 interacting protein 1. Lineage: Eukaryota; Metazoa; Chordata; Mammalia; Eulipotyphla; Soricidae. The record is from RefSeq and is a predicted model, not a curated record. Gene Ontology annotation, biological process: negative regulation of cyclin-dependent protein serine/threonine kinase activity; negative regulation of cell population proliferation. Gene Ontology annotation, molecular function: cyclin binding; cyclin-dependent protein serine/threonine kinase inhibitor activity. The transcript has 6 exons. Gene Ontology annotation, cellular component: cytoplasm. Bases 226 to 987 code for a protein of 253 amino acids.